AUGGCUACAAGAAAUCCAUCAUCCUCGUACAAGCUGCAGCGUUUAGUCACGAUGUUUUGCCGGUACAGAGCUGUUUCCGGCAGUUCGUGGCGGAGCAACCAGGCCAACCACCGUGGGCCACCGACGUACACGGUGGGACGUGGCCGUUUGGUGGAUCAAGGGCUUAGGUUCCUAAGUGUGAGCUCCAGGCAAUAUACCCAACCCAUGUUGGGAAUGGAAAAUGCUCCUCCUGAAGAGGUGCAAGUACAACAAGCAUUGCCAACUUCCCCUACAUUUGGCUUUUCCAAUUGGAUGAGAUGGCUUUUGGGAUCCAUACUAUCAUUGUUGCUACCACUGUGGAAUAACAAAUGGGACAACUUACUUAAAUUGGAAGUUAAGGCGACAAAAGUGGUGGAUGAGGUGGAGGUGGUAGCUGAGGUGGUGGCUGAGGUGGCGGCCACCGCGGAUAAGGCGCUUGCUGAGGUGGCAAAACAGCUCCCAGAUAACAGCAAGCUAAAGGAGGCAGCUCAAGUGAUGGAACAUGUGUCUAAUGUAGCUGCUCAGGAAGCUCAACUAGUUGAAGACAUAAUCCACAAGGUUGGUGAUUUGAAGCAAAAUUUGGAGGAUCUCGAUGCAAUGGUGGAGCCAAUUGUUGAAAAGAUGACAAAGGAGGAUCACAAAAAAAAUUAG
Messenger RNA from Striga hermonthica, 669 nucleotides. NCBI's taxonomy places the organism in Eukaryota, Viridiplantae, Streptophyta, Magnoliopsida, Lamiales, Orobanchaceae. The record is from the annotation of a GenBank genome assembly.